Phragmites australis (common reed) is the source of this 2718-nucleotide messenger RNA. Its product is annotated as outer envelope protein 64, chloroplastic-like. The record is from RefSeq and is a predicted model, not a curated record. Lineage: Eukaryota; Viridiplantae; Streptophyta; Magnoliopsida; Poales; Poaceae. The coding region runs from base 634 to 2337 and encodes 567 amino acids. Gene Ontology annotation, molecular function: protein binding. The transcript is spliced from 13 exons.
UAUUCCCGGUAUCCCAUGGGGUAUUUAGGUUUGCGAAGCCAAACGUCCGCGGCAUCAUCCAACCCAAGACGCAGCCGUCUCACGCCUCCACCUCUUCCAUCCCUCGCCGUCUGUCUUCCUCCUCUGCGCCCGUGCGCUCCCCUCAAAACCCCCCGUGCCGCGCCAAAACCCUAGCCCUAGAGUUCCCCUUCGGCGCGCGGAGCAGACGAGCCCCCUCCUGCUCGCGCAUGGCGUCCUCGGGGGCCGCCGCUAACCUAUGGGUGCUGCUCGGCCUCAGCAUCGCCGGCGUCCUCCUGGCGGCGCGACGGCUGCGGCGCCCCGCGCGCCCCGACCACGGCGCCUUCAUCGCCCGCCUCGAGCUCCUCCCGCCGCCGCAGCCGCCGCCGCCGCAGGCGCCCCACCCGCUCACCGGACUCUGCUUCGCCAUCGCCGACGCAAUGUUUUUUUAUGCACUAAAAAGUAACCAGCUGGUGGAAAUGCAUACUUCCAAUGGCCUUUUGAAUUCUGUUGAGGACAAAAAUUGUCUGCUAAUUGUUGUACACACAUCAUGCCAAAGAAAUUUGAUAUUAAUUGCUUGCCUAAUCUGGAGACCAGAUUUAUUAUUUCUAAUUGGUGCAUACAGCGGCUAAUGUCAUGAUUUCUGGAACUGAGAACGGAUUGAAUGUCAGUGGUUAUAUUACAAGUUUCGGCAGCCUAGAAUGGGCAAAGACACAUGAUGCAGCGACACAAACAUCUCCAGUGGUUUCAGCUCUUGUCCAUGGUGGUGCUAUUUGUGUUGGGAAAACCGUUAUCGAUGAGAUGGCAUACAGUAUCCAUGGCGAGAAUAAACAUUUUGAUACACCAACAAAUCCUGCUGCUUCGGAUCGGGUACCAGGAGGAUGCUCAAGCGGAUCGGCUGUUGCAGUUGCUGGUGGCAUGGUAGAUUUUGCCCUGGGUACCGAUUCUAUUGGAGGAGUAAGGAUACCAGGUGCUUAUUGUGGUGUCUUGGCAUUCAGGCCUUCACAUGCUGUUGUUUCCAAUGGUGGUGUUAUUCCUGUUGCACCUAGCCUGGACACUAUAGGAUGGUUUGCAAGGGAUCCAACUGUUUUGCGCCGUGUUGGGCAUCUUCUUCUGAGACUUCCUUAUGCUGAUAUUCGCCAACCUAGACAUUUUUACAUAGCAGAUAAUUGUUUUGAACUUUCAAAGAUACCUGCUAGAAGGCUUACUCAGGUGGUGACAAAAUCUGUGGAGAAGCUCUUUGGAAGACAAGUGCUGAGCUGUGUAAAUCUUGAAAAUUAUUUGGCUUCAAGAAUAUCCAGCUUGAAGAAUUAUUCAAAUGGGCACAAGAAUGGGGAUUCAAAGUUUUCUUCGUUGCUAGCACUUUGUAAUGCCAUGCGAUUGCUUCACAAGCGCGAAUUCAAUGAUCAGCAUAUGGAGUGGAUAAACUCAUUUAAACCUGCUGUGGAUGCUCGGAUAGUCAGUAAUUUGUCUGACAAUGGUGAUUCGGCUAUUGACAGCUGCCAAGAUGUGAGAAAUGAAGCACGCUUAGCUCUCAGUGCACUUCUUAAGGAUGAUGGGAUUUUGGUCAUUCCAACUACUUUGGGAUGCCCCCCAAAGCUUAAUGCUAAGGAACUCUCAUCCGAAAGCUACAAUUCUCAGACAUUAUGCCUUUCAUCUUUAGCUAGUAUGUCAGGGUGUUGCCAGGUUUGUGUCCCUCUGGGUACACAUGAUAAGUGUCCUAUUUCGGUUUCAUUCGUUGCUAGGCACGGUGGUGAUCGUUUUUUAUUGGACACCACUCAAACUAUGUAUGCGACCAUCAGAGAGCAAGUGGAGAUCCUAGCAACAUCUAAUGUUUCAAGUAAACAGGCGAUGAAUGAAGAAGCAGCUGAAGCUGCUAAAGAGAAAGGUAACGCUGCAUUUAAGGAGAAACAAUGGCAAAAGGCGGUAAAUUUCUAUACAGAAGCGAUCAAAUUCAACGGAAAAGUGGCCACCUACUACAGCAACAGAGCUGCUGCGUUUCUAGCACUUGCUAGGUAUGAUCUUCCCCUAUCUGGCAUCUGUUUUUGUCAAUAUCAUUUGAUGAUCUGGCGUGUAAGAAGUGUUUUUCCAACACUCUUUUGUUACUUGAUGGUUCACCUUUUUGGACCUUCCAGCUAUCGUCAAGCUGAGGCAGAUUGCACUAGUGCCAUCGAUCUUGAUCCAAAGAGCGUGAAAGCUUAUUUACGGAGAGGCACUGCAAGGGAGAUGCUGGGUUAUUAUAAGGAGGCUGUUGACGAUUUCAACCAUGCCCUCGUUCUAGAACCAAUGAACAAGACAGCUGGUAUUGCCAUUAAUAGGUUAAAGAAGUUAUUUCCGUAAAUACGAAGUCGUUGGAAUUGUUUCUCCAUGAAGAUGUGACCUCAGCUUGUGUGCACACAAGUUCCGCGUUUCACGGGGUGGGAAUGAAGUCCAUGAGAGCUCAACUGACAGAUGCUGUUGCAUAUGCUUUAUGCUCUGACAAGGUAUUAAAUUAUCACUGCUGGUAGCAACGGAAUUACGGAGCUGAGGGUCACUUGUUCCUUCCCCCCAAAGUUUUGGAAAAGCAAAAUAAAACACAAGUUUUGGGAGCUGAUCAUAGUAAACAAUGUCUUCAAAUGUGCUUUACGGGUGUCCUCGGUCCCCCACCAUGUAUCAUAUUGGGUUCGCCAAUUAUUUGUUCAAACCCUUUGCCAAUAAUACCUUUUGCCAUGCUGACCUGUA